GGAAGCGUGCUCAGCGCUGGGCUUGUGCUCCGUACGGAAGUGUGCUUUGGCGCACCGGAAGCCGACUCAACAGAGCUAUGGCGGGUUUGACUGUGAGAGACCCAGCGGUGGAUCGUUCUCUACGUUCUGUGUUCGUGGGGAACAUUCCUUAUGAAGCUACUGAAGAGCAGUUGAAGGACAUCUUUUCUGAGGUUGGACCUGUUGUUAGUUUCAGAUUGGUAUACGAUAGAGAGACAGGAAAGCCAAAGGGUUAUGGCUUCUGUGAAUACCAAGACCAAGAGACAGCACUUAGUGCCAUGCGGAACCUGAAUGGGCGCGAAUUCAGUGGGAGAGCACUUCGAGUGGACAAUGCUGCCAGUGAAAAGAACAAAGAAGAGCUGAAGAGCCUUGGCACUGGUGCCCCUGUCAUUGAGUCACCUUAUGGAGAGACCAUCAGUCCUGAGGAUGCCCCUGAGUCCAUUAGCAAAGCAGUUGCCAGCCUUCCACCAGAGCAGAUGUUUGAGCUGAUGAAACAAAUGAAGCUCUGUGUCCAGAAUAGUCCCCAGGAGGCACGGAACAUGUUGCUUCAGAACCCUCAGCUGGCUUAUGCUUUGCUGCAAGCACAGGUGGUGAUGAGAAUUGUGGAUCCGGAAAUUGCCCUGAAAAUUCUGCAUCGCCAGACAAAUAUCCCAACGCUGAUUGCAGGCAACCCUCAGCCAGUCCAUGGUGCUGGGCCUGGCUCAGGAUCCAAUGUGUCAAUGAACCAGCAGAAUCCUCAGGCCCCUCAGGCCCAGUCUUUGGGUGGAAUGCAUGUCAAUGGCGCACCUCCUCUGAUGCAAGCUUCUAUGCAGGGUGGAGUUCCAGCACCAGGGCAAAUACCAGCUGCUGUCACAGGACCUGGCCCUGGUUCCUUAGCUCCUGGAGGAGGAAUGCAGGCUCAGGUUGGAAUGCCAGGAAGUGGACCAGUGUCCAUGGAACGAGGGCAAGGAACCCUACAGCACUCGCCCGUGGGACCCGCCGGGCCUGCAUCAAUUGAGCGAGUUCAAGUGCCGAUGCAAGACCCCAGAGCAGCUAUGCAGCGGGGAUCCUUGCCUGCCAACGUCCCAACCCCUCGAGGCUUGUUAGGAGAUGCUCCGAAUGAUCCACGGGGAGGCACUUUACUUUCUGUAACUGGAGAGGUAGAGCCUAGAGGUUACUUGGGACCACCUCAUCAGGGUCCACCCAUGCACCAUGUCCCUGGCCAUGAGAGCCGAGGACCACCCCCACAUGAACUGAGGGGAGGGCCAUUACCCGAGCCCAGACCUCUAAUGGCAGAACCAAGAGGACCCAUGCUAGAUCAGAGGGGUCCACCCUUGGAUGGCAGAGGUGGAAGGGAUCCCCGAGGAAUAGAUGCACGAGGGAUGGAGGCCCGAGCCAUGGAGGCAAGAGGGUUAGAUGCCAGAGGAUUGGAGGCCCGUGCAAUGGAGGCCCGUGCGAUGGAAGCUCGUGCAAUGGAGGCCCGAGCGAUGGAGGCCCGUGCGAUGGAAGUCCGAGGGAUGGAGGCCAGAGGCAUGGAUACCAGAGGCCCAGUGCCUGGCCCCAGAGGACCUAUACCUAGUGGAAUGCAGGGUCCCAGUCCAAUUAACAUGGGGGCGGUUGUCCCCCAGGGAUCCAGACAGGUCCCAGUCAUGCAGGGAACAGGAAUGCAAGGAGCGAGUAUACAGGGUGGAAGCCAGCCUGGCGGCUUUAGUCCUGGGCAGAACCAAGUCACUCCACAGGAUCAUGAGAAGGCUGCUUUGAUUAUGCAGGUUCUACAACUGACUGCAGACCAGAUUGCCAUGUUGCCUCCUGAGCAAAGGCAGAGUAUCCUGAUUUUAAAGGAACAAAUACAGAAAUCCACUGGAGCACCUUGAUAGGUUUUCAAAAAUACCUGGCAAGAAAUCUGGAAAUUCUAUAAUUUUGUUGAAAUAUUGAAAAAAGAUGACCUGCAUCCUAACCCUUGAAUGACUCAAAUCAGUGCCAGGUGGAGGACUCCCAUCACCUUCUCUCAGAACAAAAUCACUUCAUUUUAUUGUCUUAGUUUGUAUAUUUUCUGUGACUUUAAAUAAACUUUGAACACAAUUUUAGUACACUGCAAA
This is a messenger RNA of Pongo pygmaeus (Bornean orangutan), 2096 nucleotides long. It is a transcript of the gene CSTF2, whose product is annotated as cleavage stimulation factor subunit 2. The transcript is spliced from 15 exons. Gene Ontology annotation, cellular component: mRNA cleavage and polyadenylation specificity factor complex. Gene Ontology annotation, molecular function: mRNA binding. The coding region runs from base 78 to 1871 and encodes 597 amino acids. Gene Ontology annotation, biological process: mRNA 3'-end processing. Lineage: Eukaryota; Metazoa; Chordata; Mammalia; Primates; Hominidae. The record is from RefSeq and is a predicted model, not a curated record.